Molecule: messenger RNA, 4577 nt
Organism: Cynara cardunculus var. scolymus (artichoke)
Lineage: Eukaryota; Viridiplantae; Streptophyta; Magnoliopsida; Asterales; Asteraceae
Product: protein SCAR2-like
Exons: 8
Coding region: 180-4373 (1397 amino acids)
Biological process (GO): actin cytoskeleton organization; positive regulation of Arp2/3 complex-mediated actin nucleation
Cellular component (GO): cytoskeleton
Molecular function (GO): protein kinase A regulatory subunit binding; Arp2/3 complex binding
Source: RefSeq, a predicted model, not a curated record
UUUCAACAUCCCCACUCACACCGGUUUCUCUCUCUAGAAAUUCUCUGGAGGUUGCAACCAUUUUCAACGUUGUUCAAUCGAAAAUUUGGGCGGAAUUUGUGCAAGAUAGUGACGCAUAAACGUAAAUUUGUUAUGAUUAUUGAUGAGUUGUAUUGAGCUGAUUUUGAAAAUCAGAAGAAAUGCCAUUCAGUAGAUAUCAGAUUAGAAAUGAGUACAGUUUGGCUGAUCCAGAGCUGUACAAAGCAGCUGAUAAAGAUGACCCUGAAGCUUUGCUUGAAGGUGUUGCCAUGGCCGGUCUCGUGGGCGUUCUACGUCAGCUAGGCGACCUAGCGGAGUUUGCGGCAGAGAUAUUUCAUGAUUUGCAUGAAGAAGUGAUGGUAACUGCGACUAGGGGCCAUGGUCUACUGGUACGUGUUCAACAGCUUGAGUCGGAUUUCCCUUCAAUUGAAAGGGCAUUUCUGUCUCAAACAGGCCAUUCAGCAUUCUUCUCCAGUUCAGGUGUGGGUUGGCAUCCUAAUCUGCGAACGGAGCAGAAUCUCAUCACCAGGGGAGAUUUACCUCGGUUUGUCAUGGAUUCUUAUGAAGAAUGUCGUGCUCCACCUCGGUUGUUUCUUCUAGACAAGUUUGAUAUUGCUGGUGCUGGUGCAUGCUUAAAACGUUAUACUGAUCCAUCAUUUUAUAAAGUGGAAGCAUCAUCAUAUGAAAUGAUGAGUGCAGAAGCUCAAAGGGACAAAAAAACCCGUAAGACAAAGAAGAAAGGAUCACAAUGGAAAAACGGAAAUACUCCCGAGGUUUUUCAGCCGUCACAUGUCAAACUCCAUCAAUUACUCCUUGAGGAGCGCAUUCAGAAUGGCGCAUGUGAACCUGCACGUCGUGUGAAAUUGAAGAAAAGAAAAAGCAAAUUUCCAUUUGACAUGGAGAAUGGAAAAGGGUACAUGGAGAAGUUGUUAAGUUCUCCACCGGAGGAUAAACUCGUCCAUGAGGUACCUCUAAGGUCGCAUACCGAUAGUUCUGGUGAACCGGGGCUUGAAACAUUUGAGAUUAGCAUGGUUGACCCGCCCUUAGGUUUGACCACCCAAAAUAGAAGUCCAUAUGAAUCUCAAAGUGUGGAUAAGAUGGUCUCUAGGGAGCACAUGGAUGACGUGCCAGAAAAUAUAACUGAAAGGUUGGUUUUGGAGAUGCCAACUUCGAGUAUCAGAUUCCAAGUGGGUGGGGCCCACUCUGAACUGGAGGACGAGGAGGUAGAAGAGAAACACAUAUCUAAUAAUGGUAUUGGAGAUGGUUACGAAUCCGAUGUUGCAAGUGAGGCAGACGAUUAUGAGGAUGCUCUUGCUACCAUGGAAUCAGAAAUUGAAACAGAUGCUGAACUUAGAGCGAACUCCAAUCCCUCCAAUCCAAGCAUAAAGCAGGAAAUGUCUUCGGAUGCAAAUGUAGAACAGCUUCAAUCACAAUCUUCAGGUUCCCAAUCUGCUUCAGAUGACGAAAGUAGCCCAAUUAGGAAGAAAAUAACAAGUUUUUCGUAUUCUGAUGAUACUACAACCACUUCAAUUGACUCUAGUCAAGCCUUUGCAUGUAUCGAAAUUCCAUUUCGCCCACGAGUUUCAGCAACCGAUGCAGCCUUGCCUGUGGAUCAAGAAGCAAAUUUCGAAAAAAGUACUAAAGAUUCAGAUUUUAGUGAAAUGCCGUCUAAUAAUCGUGUAGAUGUUAAUAGUCCCAAGAAAACCGAAGAAUUUCCAAUUGAUCCAGAAGCCAUCGUCGCCUCUACAUCUGAGCCUUGCGAGCAAGAUAAGGAUGAUAGUAAUUCCAAUUCUACCCUCGUGAUUCCACAUGCAGAAGAGCAGCCUUUUGGUCCCUUUUUGGUAGAACUCGACAUAUGUGAUGCAGAUAUGAAGCCUAAUGAAGCAAAAAUCAAUGGUGAUACUAAGGCAGCUGAAGAACAGUUAACAGAUGCUCUUAUUGAGUGUAAAUCUGAUUCAUUAGAAGCCGGGGUUUCAUAUUCUGGUGAAGACGAAACAGAAUUCAAGGAUAGAAAAACGGUAUCAGUUGAAUCGGAAAGUAAAGUUGCAACUUCUGCUGCCUUUGAUCCUGCUGAUUAUAGCAAUGGAGAUGAUAAUCUUUCUAAUCCUGAGGAGAAAACAGAAUUGAAGGAUCGAGAACCUGAAUCGGUUACUUCAGAAACUAAAGAUGUUGAUAGUAAUGAAAGUGAGGAUCUUUCUACUUGUGAAAACUUGGAAUUGGAUGGAAAAGAAGUAGAAUUCAUCAACUCAGAAGCUGAAGCUGAAGCUGUGACUUUUGCUGUCGAAAAGAAUGAAGAAAAUGGUCUUUCUACUGCUGAGUUGGGGAUCAAUGAGUCAGGGGUCGUUCAGACUUCCAAUGAAUCUAUUGAGAAGAAGGAACUGAGUGAGAUAUCGGUUAUUUCUCCGGAGUUGGACUCCUUUCCUUCUUAUGAUGACUCAAAUAUUCAAUUUCAUUAUGGCAUUCAUAGCUCAUCUUCGGCUACUUUCAGUGAAUUGAAUGAAAAUGAUGUUUAUAACCCAUCCACAAAGAAGGAAUCGACUGAAUCUGGUGAAGAGGAAUCGAGUGAGCAACCAGUUAUUUCUGUCGAAAAGAAUGAAGAAAAUGGUCUUUCUACUGCUGAGUUGGUGAUCAAUGAGUCAGGGGUCGUUCAGACUUCCAAUGAAUCUGUUGAGAAGAAGGAACUGAGUGAGAUAUCGGUUAUUUCUCCGGAGUUGGACUCCUUUCCUUCUUAUGAUCACUCAAAUAUUCAAUUUCAUUAUGGCAUUCAUAGCUCAUCUUCGGCUACUUUCAGUGAAUUGAAUGAAAAUGAUGUUUAUAACCCAUCCACAAAGAAGGAAUCGACUGAAUCUGGUGAAGAGGAAUCGAGUGAGCAACCAGUUAUUUCUCCAGAGUUGAAUUCCGUUCUUUCUGCAUCUUAUGAUCACACUAACAUACAAGAUCUUGAUAGUAUUCCCACAUCAUCCCUGGCUAUCUCUGGAGAUGUGAAUGAGAAUGAUGUCGUUGACCCAUCUGCAAAUUUAAAAAUCUUGCAGGAUGAAACCCUUUUUGUUACUGAAAAAAUUGAUCAAAAUGGACCGCAGACAGAUGUUUCACCAGAUUUGGACCUUCAACCUGGCGACCAUGAACUUAUCGAUCAAUCAAACGCCCAGUUUCUUGAAAGUGCUUCUAAUUCUCCUGUAUUGAAAUCCUUCGAACAACAUGUAGAAUCUGAAUCUCUGAACCAAGUUGAUCACAUUGAGAAGCUUGAAAAUGCAUCGUCUAUCUUGACCGACUCAGUUUUUGUGGAAGAAAAGGUUGACCAACCUCAUAUGCCAUCAUUUCUUCAUUUGGAAAGUGUAGAUUCUCAGGAAAACGUAGAUCAUGGAACACCUUUUGAUGCCCAUUCUGAGCCUAACCUGGUGAACCAUGAAAGCUAUUGUUCAGAAAAGGUCAAGGAGUUUCAAGAUCCUGUAGAAUCUACAACUUCAGUUAUAGAAACUAGUGAGUCUUUAGUACCUGUUUCUGAAGAACCAUCCGUCCUAAACUUACCACAAUCGAGCAGCCAUAUCAACCUUUCUGAUCAGAUCGAAUAUCCCUCAGCUCCAGUGUUUUCGGGUUAUAACAUGCUUCCCCAAUUAGCUCCAAUCAAUCUCGAGGAGAUGCCGCCAUUGCCGCCUCUUCCACCUAUGCAAUGGAGAAUGGGAAAACCGCAGAAUGCUUCCUUGAUAUCAAAACCAGAUAGUGGUCAACAUGAAAUCAACCCCUUCCCAUCAAAUUUUCCCCAAAUUGAGAGUCAUCCAUCACUAGAUCCGGACAAAAAAGCAGCAAAUGAGAAAGCUGAAUAUGAAGCAUUACCAACUGAGUCAAGUUCACACACGGAGGAAGAUGGCAACUCAAUUGUAUCAUCAGAAGUGAAAAUUUCAGAACAAGUCCCACAACCACCAUCUAAUGGUGACCGAUCUCAAAAUGUUUCAACUUCUGGACGAGAAAUCUGUUGGCCAUCAACUGGAUCUUCACUUCCUCCAGCUGAUGAUGGAAGACCCAACGGUAUCCGGCCAAUGAAAGUUCAGCGAUCUCGUACUCCCCUCAUCGAUGCAGUUGCAGCUCAUGACAAAAGCAAGUUGAGAAAGGUCUCAGAACGGGCGAUGCCUCUGAUCCCGAAGGAAGAGGAAAAAGACACUUUACUGGAACAGAUACGGGCCAAGUCGUUCAACUUGAAACCGGCAGUCCAGACUAGGCCUAGCAUUCAGGGUCCGACAACCAAUUUGAGGGUAGCUGCCAUUUUAGAGAAAGCAAAUGCGAUUCGACAAGCAUUUGCUGGAAGUGAUGAUGAUGAUGACGAUGAAGAUGGGGAUGAUGGUUGGAGUGAUUCAUGAAAACAUCAAAUUGAUGUCAAAGAUUCACAACUUUUGUACCCCUGGAAUUGUAUGAAUAGGAAGUUACAUACAACAAUAAGCUGUAUCAUAUAAUAUCAUCAACAUAUUUUUGUAUAGAUUUCUUGCUCUUUUUUUCUUUCUGGUACUACGAUUUUACUGGUUUGUCCUUCCCAUGAUUAUGAAUGUAAGUUGGGCUAUAUACAA